Dentiscutata erythropus is the source of this 339-nucleotide messenger RNA. NCBI's taxonomy places the organism in Eukaryota, Fungi, Glomeromycota, Glomeromycetes, Diversisporales, Gigasporaceae. The record is from the annotation of a GenBank genome assembly.
AUUCAAGAUUUAACAAGCAAAAUAUUGGAUGAUCUUGUUGAGAUAAGCAGUUUUGUUGGUAUUGAUUGGGCAAAGAAACUUGCAAAAGUUGAAAUAGCUGUUGAGAUAAAGGAUUUUGUUGCUGAAGUGGAAGAUCUUGUAAUGGAAGUCGUUGUUGAGGUGAGAGGUAUUGUUGAAGUGGGUGGUAUUGUUGAGGUGGGAGGGAUUGUUGAGGUGGGAGAUAUUGUUGAGGUAGGAGGUAUUGUUGAGACAAAAAAUCUUUCAAAAAGUAAAUGGUCCUCUGAUCCAUCUGUUGCAAUUGAAAUACCACAACACUUAAAGGAGUAUUUAAUUAGUUGA